Messenger RNA from Phytomonas sp. EM1, 1404 nucleotides. Lineage: Eukaryota; Euglenozoa; Kinetoplastea; Trypanosomatida; Trypanosomatidae. The record is from the annotation of a GenBank genome assembly.
AUGGAGAGCAAGGAACGAUCACCUCCUCAGCACGCAGAAGUGAAGGAUGCACAGGAAAAUGAGAUCAAUCAAGGAGACAACGAGUCUGGUGCCGCCGAGGAAUCGAACAUACUUAGGGUAGAAACGGGCGAGCUAAAUGUGAUCGAGUCCAUGUGCCCCAAAUGCUACAAAAAUGGCACGACACGCCUCAUGAUCACCGACAUUCCGCACUUUAAAGAGGUAAUUAUCAGUAGCUUUGAGUGCCCAAACUGUGGGGAAACUAACAAUGAGGUUACAUUUGGUGGAGUAUUUGGGCCUAAAAAAGUUCGCUACGAACUACAGGUGAGGGAUAAAAGAGACAUGGAUCGCCAAGUCGUUAAGUCCGAAUAUGCAUCAAUCAUCAUUCCGCAGCUAGAGCUUGAGAUCCCACCCGAAUCUCAGAAGGGAGUGCUUAACACUGUAGAAGGCAUUUUGGAGCAUACCAGAGUCGGCCUUCAACUUCAGCAGCCGAUUCGUAAAAUCCAGAAUCCCGAACUCCACGACCGGAUUGAGGACUUUUGUCGGAAGCUCGAGGAGUACUGUCUUGGAAACAUCCCGUUUACGCUGAUCGUGGAUGAUCCUGCCGGGAACAGCUAUGUGGAGGGGCGUUACGAGUACUACCAUCCAACGAUUGACCCACAGCUGACGAAGUACGAGAAGGAACGGACUGAAAUUGACCGGCAGCUGCUGGGGCUUCCCAUCGAAUAUAACACACAGCGAACGAAGGACGAGGAGGAGCAGGUAGACACGGGGCAUAUUGAUGAUAUUAGCUGCCUGGCGUGUCCAUGCCCCGCCUGCAAUGCAAUGGGAUCAGUAAAAAUGCAUGUGUGCGAGAUUCCAUAUUUCAAAGAAACUGUAAUCAUGGCGUUUAAAUGCGACUAUUGUGGCUACAAAAGUAAUGAGAUAAAAUCUGGAGGAAAAAUUUCCGAGAAGGGCUUACGCCUCACCUUGCACGUAGAGAGCGAAGAGGAUUUGAAACGAGACGUCCUAAAGUCCGAGACAGCGACGCUGACCAUUCCGGAGGUGGACCUAGAGCUGGCCCCCGGCACGCUGGGCGGGUUCUUCUCCUCCGUGGAAGGGACCCUCGUGAUGGUUCGUGAGCAGCUCAACAAGCUGCCGCAGGCCGCUUUCGCCACGGGCGAUUCCGCCACCGAACAGUCAAAAUCGAUGCUGGAGUUCGUAAAGGAACUGGAUGCACUACUAACCGUCAAGCAACCCUUUACAGUGAUUCUUGAUGAUCCGCUUGGAAACAUUUACAUUCAGAACCCCAGGGCACACUUGCCACCACCAGAGGACAAAGACCCACGGUUGACAUCCGAAGAGUACGUCCGCAGCUUUGAACAGGACGAGGAACUAGGGUUACAUGACAUAAACGCCAAGGAAUAG